Molecule: messenger RNA, 924 nt
Organism: Prorocentrum cordatum
Lineage: Eukaryota; Dinophyceae; Prorocentrales; Prorocentraceae
Source: the annotation of a GenBank genome assembly
AUGCGGCGCUACUACUCGAGCCACCUCCUGGACUUCGAGACGUUCGCAAAGGGGCUCGACCCAACGCUCGCGGGCGACGACGACGUGGACGGCUGGCUCGCGAAGCUCUUCAAUGCGAGCUUCCUCCCUGGCCGGCAACCGGACUAUGGGGAGAAGGUGCCGGCAGCAUUUGCCGACCGCCACCUGGCCUUCAGCAAGGCUGGCAGGCGGCGGCCCCCCCGGGCCUGGCGCUGCCUGCGGGGCUGGCACCGCUUUGCGCCUGGCCGCUCCAGGCGUCCUCUGCUUCAGGCGGUGUGGAAGGCGAUCGCCGCCGACCUCUGCCUGCGGGGGCACAAGUUGAUGGCCGCGCCCGCCCUCCUGGGCGUGGGGCCUUACUUGCGGCCCCACGAGCUGAUGAAGAUUCAACCCGAGGACCUGCCCCCCCCCCCCGCGCGGGGUGCAUCGGGGCACUUGUCUCUCGUCAUCUGCCCGCAGAACAGGGGCAUCACCACCAAGACGGGGGCGAUGGGCGACAUCGCGGCGCUGGACUGCAAGUGGCAGCUGGAGCCGACGCCGCUAUGGUCUGCGCUGGCGGGGGCCCCCCAGGGCAAGCCCGUCUGGGCGUUCACGUGCCCAGAGCUGGCAAGAAAGUUCAAGGAGACGCGCAGCCAGCUCGGCGCCCCAGCGCCGCCCGACAUGAUGCGGCACAGCGGCCCCAGCAUCGACGGGGCCCUGCAGCUCCGCCCCCUCGACGAGGUGCGCAAGAGGGGGCGCUGGGUAAGCCGCAAGUCGGUCGUUCGGUACGAGACGGCGGCGAGGCUGAGCAAGGCCUGGCACGACCUUCCCUUGGCGACCCGGACGCGCUGCGAGGCGCUCGACGCGCGCCUCGAGGAGCUGCUGCUGCGAGGUGCCAGCCGCGCGGCUGGCGGCACGGAGCGGCGCUGA